AUGGCUAACAGAGGGAAGACGGCGGGAAAGAAGCAGGUGCAGGUGAAGAAAGCCGCGAAGCAGGAGGCAGCGAAGAAGCAGGAGGAGAGGGCUGUGCCCGAGGAGAGGGUGACGCGGGCAGUGGAGCAGUUGCGGGAGUACGUUGCCCGUGAGGGGUCCCAAAGUGAGGGUGGUGGGAACGAUUUGCUUGGUGGGGAAUCCGAGGAUCUGGUGUCUGCUGUGAGUCUGGUCGUUGUGAACAAGGACUCGUUCACGGGUGCCGCUAAGAACUUCAAGUUGCGGUUGCUGCCAGUGGAACACUCGCUGUACAGGCCCUGGAGGGACCACAGUGCCACCGCGGUGAAGGAUUUCAAGACUCUGUUGGUGCUGAAGGACGCGGACGCGGGGAAAGUCACUGCGGAGGGUCUUUCUGAGGCGCUUGAAAGCUCGAAGAUUGUCGUUGAUGAGGUCAUUACGGGGAGAGACCUCAAGACCACGUACAAGGCGUACGAGUCCCGCAGGGCGUUCCUCGCACAGUUCGGGCUCGUCAUGGCGGAUGAAAACAUGGUCACCACUCUGCCAAAGCUUAUGGGGAAGAAACCUUUUGAGAAAGUGGAGACCACCCCGGUCCCAAUAAAAGUGUACUCCUCCAAGAACGUUUUCUCCGAGGUCACUUUGAAGAACUCGAUCGAGAAACUGUUCCUUUACCAGCUCCCAGUUAAGCUGCCAAGGGGUAACACUUUGAACGUCCACUUGGGGAAACUCGAAUGGUUCUCUACAGGAGAACUCGUGCAGAACAUCGAGAGCAUACUCUCCAACCUCCUACCAAAAUUCAAGAUCAGGGCUGUGUUCAUCAAGAGCAACCAGUCCCCAGUCUUGCCACUGUACUACAACGAGAGCAUACUCGAGGAAUUGGCCGCAAGCAGGGAACAAGCAGAGGGCGCCGCGGCGCCGGGCGAACUACCUACUGCAGAGAUCGACGGGGUCCAAGUGCGCCUGUCAAACUUCGACCAGGCUUUGCUCGAGAUUGCCAAUCCAAACGAAUUAAGCACCAUCUUUGCCAAGAACUUGAAGAAUGCAAAGAGAGACGCUCCAGUGGAGGAAGACGCAAAGAGGGUCGUCAAGAAGGCCAAGAAGUAG
Huiozyma naganishii CBS 8797 is the source of this 1119-nucleotide messenger RNA. It is a transcript of the gene CIC1, whose product is annotated as Cic1p. The record is from RefSeq and is a predicted model, not a curated record. Bases 1 to 1119 code for a protein of 372 amino acids. NCBI's taxonomy places the organism in Eukaryota, Fungi, Ascomycota, Saccharomycetes, Saccharomycetales, Saccharomycetaceae. The transcript has a single exon.